AUGAUUGCGAGAUAUUUAUAUUUCAUUUGUCUAACCAACAAUGAAAUUAAGUUUUUACAAUUAGCAGUAUGCCUAAAUGCGGAGCUUUCGGCAAAUUCCUGUCAAAAAGCGGACAGUAUUCGUUGUAAUCGCUCCGCUGCUUUCCACAAGGCAUGUGUAGGAAUUCCAGAAACUUCUUCUGUAAAGGGCGCGUGGGUUUGUCCCGAUUGCAAAUUAAAAAAACCUAGAGAGGACAACACUUCUACUCCUGUGAAGGGACUGGCUGAUACAUGCCAAAGUACUCGUAGUAGUACGAAUAAUUCAGCGGACAAUACCACAGAGGAACUUAAGGUUGAUCUGAUCCUAGAAAUUAGAUCACAGCUCAAAGCCAUUAGAGAGGAGGUUCACGAGUGUCGCCUAGAAAUAUCGGAGUUCAAGGCCACACUUAGUGCGUUUGAGAUAAGAAUGAGUGAAAUAGAAACCAGGAUUUCUGCUCUGGAGAACAAGAACUCCCAAAUAGCAUCCUCGUCAAACACUAGCGCACUCGAGGAUACUAUCACCGAGCUGAAAGUUCAACUUAAUAACAGGGACCAGGAGCUCCUCUCCAAUGACGUUGAAAUAUCCGGCAUAACUGAGCUUGGAGGAGAAAACCUUAUGUCAACAAUUACAGUUCUAUCUACGAAACUGGGAGUAACAUUGAUAAAAGAGACAUUGUUAACGUGGAACGUGUUGGCUUAG
Messenger RNA from Parnassius apollo (apollo), 717 nucleotides. The record is from the annotation of a GenBank genome assembly. Lineage: Eukaryota; Metazoa; Arthropoda; Insecta; Lepidoptera; Papilionidae.